CAGGUAUGUAAUAGUUAGAAGAAAUACACUUGGAGAUUUUAAACGAAAAAUGUCACAUUCAUUUACUGUCAUCAAAAUUACGUCAAAGUUUUAAUACACCCCUUUAAAUAAAUUCCCUCCAAAAUUCUCGCGAUAUGCCUAAACAAUCAAAGGAUAAGGUAGCAGCAGCCCCGAAAAAGGAUCCCCUAACCGCCAUGAACGAAAUGAUCCAGGAGAAACUGGAAAAGACACGAGCUUGCCUAAGCUGCUUGCAGAACCAAUUAAAGCAGAAGGAAAUGCAAGAAAAAAUGGGCAUGGCGGUAAUAACGAGAGUUAUGAACCCGGACGAACCCGAAAUGGUGUCGUUCUCUUAUCCCAAUCAAGCCAUUCUGGAACUGUUAAUGUCAACGGCCAAAUCUUUGGCAACACCCGGCAAAGGUAUAUUUACCAUGGACGAAUUUGUCAACAAGAAAUUGGAAAUCCUCGACUGCCUGGACCUUCAUUACGUAGACCUCGAAGAAGACGAUAAACUAAGAACGACUAGGAUUUCGUCGGACUUAAUUUUGAAAGGGUGCGUUAAUCCCUGGGCGGAAAGACAAACACUGGAGGGUACCGAUAACAAUAACGAAAUCGAAAUGAACGAAGAGCAAACAGAAGAAGAGGAAGAAAACGUUAUUUUAGAAAAGAAACGCAGAUACGUCGAGCUUCUAUUGAAUACAGAAAACCUAGGCUCUGUUAUGUCCGGAAUCCUUUUGACUAAUUCCGAAGUACUACAAAUGAAAACGGACGAUGGCAAAUCGCUCGCGGAUAUAAUACAGUUCAAAGAUUUGAUCGUGGGUACAACCCUCGACUUGGACAGUGAAGUAAGUUCACUGGGAGAAUGCACCCUGUUAGGUUUAGACAAUUUGGCCAGUAGAAUCAUAGAAAAACGCAUGGAAGGCUUUCAGUUUCUAGAAGUCAAAUGCCCGAUCGAAAUUUCUCCAAGACACCCAUCGCCGCAAACCAUCAACGAAAACUGUAGGGUGCUGGGACGGUUUUCUAACAUCUGCCAGGCGAACAGGAUGCUACCGAUUUUAAAUUUAGACAUCUUUGCCAGCAAGAACGAAAGUCUGGAAUUAGCCCAAAAGAAAACUGAAUCUAUACUGGUGGCAGUGUGCAAAAAUCUGCUGGACAACUACGUCGUUUUAGAAGGGAUUUUACUAAAGCUUCAUGUAAUAAAUCCAGGACCGGACUACACUGAACCGACGACCCCUAGACAAAUUGCAAUGUCAACCACUGUAACCCUCACCAGGUCCAUUCCACCGGCAAUACCAGGAAUUAUUUUUGAUCCUAAUAAAUACGAAGAAGAGGAUUUUCUGAUAGUGUUUAACGAAGCUAAUAGAAGAAAGGGGAAAGUGCCGUGGACCUUGAGCUUCAUGUACGGCACUUUUGGGGAGGAUUCCGUCUUAAAAGCUUGGCAAGGAGAUGAAAAUAAUGUCGAGAAUGCCCAAAAGGUGUUCUACUCGAAAAUAGACGCCUACCAAAGGGCUGCGUCAGGAUCAUUUCAACUGGAAGGGGGACUUCCGGUGGAUUGCAAAAAAUAUUUCUUUUAACUAAAAAUGAUAAUU
Molecule: messenger RNA, 1586 nt
Organism: Agrilus planipennis (emerald ash borer)
Lineage: Eukaryota; Metazoa; Arthropoda; Insecta; Coleoptera; Buprestidae
Product: fructose-bisphosphate aldolase, cytoplasmic isozyme-like
Exons: 3
Coding region: 135-1571 (478 amino acids)
Biological process (GO): fructose 1,6-bisphosphate metabolic process; glycolytic process
Cellular component (GO): cytosol
Molecular function (GO): fructose-bisphosphate aldolase activity
Source: RefSeq, a predicted model, not a curated record